Tigriopus californicus is the source of this 2334-nucleotide messenger RNA. RefSeq lists its product as uncharacterized. Bases 1 to 2334 code for a protein of 777 amino acids. NCBI's taxonomy places the organism in Eukaryota, Metazoa, Arthropoda, Copepoda, Harpacticoida, Harpacticidae. The record is from RefSeq and is a predicted model, not a curated record. The transcript is spliced from 14 exons.
AUGACUUCUGUUUACAGACAAUUGCACUCGUCUAAAUGUGAGGGCAAUAGUCAUUUCGUCUGCACACGACCAUUGCUCUCGGAAUCCUUGGUGGAACAAGAACAAUCAGAAUGUCCCACAGGAUUCCAGAACUACCGCGGAACUUGUCUGAUGUCCGUGAAUGAUAAGCUCACUUACGACGAAGCUCAGUUGGUUUGUGCCGCACAAGGAUCCCAUAUCUAUGCUCCCAAGAGCUUGAGUGACAAUGGCUUCAUUCGAGUAUUUGCCAAUCUGAUGCUUUCCCGAGAUGUUUGGAUAGGGAUUAGGAAGGAUGUUCCAGUGUCAUACAUUGACAAUGAUCCCAGUCUGAGACAUCCGUUACGGGUUCGUGAAUCCGUUUCGGAGGCUCAAUUUUCCGAUGGAAGCCAAUAUGGUGAGACUGAUUUCGAUUUUCAAAAGGUCUUGAUGGUGACGCCGUGGAAGAAGGAUUGUCUUUAUUGGAAAGAGUCGCUCGAUUUCGUUGUCAGGGACGCCAAUUGCGACGAGGAACACGCUUUCAUCUGCGAAUGGAAAGGUUCAAACUCGAUAUGUCCUCCGAACUUUCUGCACUUGGGAAAGAGCAUGGAUGGUGUGAGUUGCUUGGCCCAACUGAGCGAAGUCACUGAGUACUUCAAUAAGACUUGCCACUCGGCUACUGGCAAAUCGGUUCCAUUUGCCCCGACAUCUUCCCAAAUGGUGGAAGCUGUUCUAUCUCGUUUCAACGUGUCAAGAUCUUGGAUCAACGCCGGAAAUGGGACCUUUCACGAGGACUUGCGGUUCCACCACUCCUCUCCAUCGGUUCCAUCCCCAGACCAAGGCGGAUGCCUCCAAUUACUGGAUAAUGGCGUUAUCAUCUCAGCCAAUUGCAAUGCCAAGGUUUCUCCCAUUUGCCAAGUCAAGGCCUGUCUUACCACCACGGGGCUUCCAUGUCUGUUUCCAUUUAAGUACCGCAACAUCUCUUGGGGGGGCGAGGAAACCGAAAUUGAGUACUGGCAAUGCUCGUCAUUGGAUCUUCAUGUUCCCUGGUGUGCCACGGGUUUGGAAGCAGAUGGGAGAAUAAGUACUUGGGGUUAUUGUCUACCCGAUUGUCCGAGUGAGACGCCAGAAAAGGCCUGUUUGGAGGGACCCAUUUUCCCGGAUUUGCCAGACGAGUAUGAUGAUCCCUCUGCGGUGAAUUAUACAACACAGUUCGACCCCAAUGAAGAUAUCGUGCUCAAGGAUUUCGACUUCGUCUCCUUCGAUUGUCCCGAGGGAUAUGUCUUCGAAAAAUCCAAUAACAUUACUCACCGCGCUUGGUGCUACGAUUGGGAGUUUCGCCAUGACUUUGAUCUCCGAGCAAAAUGUAAACCCAUUCAAUGUCCCUGCCCUCCGUGGUUCGCCCCAGACACUUGGGCAGGCACUUUUGAUUGGGGAUUCCAGCAGCCUCCGAUCUGUCCGUCAGAUCUGGCUUUUGAAUCCAGACCAUUGGACUACCUUACUCAAAUCACUUACAAAUGUCCCGAGGGAUUCGUAUUCGAAACGCCGUGGCUUCCGUCCGUGUUGGAAGAGCGAAACGAGACGGGCCAAACGGGCAACGAAAAUGAUACAUUGGUCUUGACUUGUGGUAAACAUGGCGAUUGGGAUCCGCCUAUCCAACCCAAAUGCAUUCCUGUGAAUUGUACCGAGGACCCAUUCAUAGUCAAGAACAACGAUCAGGGCAAAUUUACAUGGAACUUGGACGUCAGAAACAAAAGUUUCACUCACACCAUUAAAUAUUGGUGCCCACUGAAUGGCUGGGGAUAUCCCAAUUCCAAAAACACUUCCAUUGAGUCGACUUGCCAAGCGACAAAGAAGUGGUCUGUUAAAUUUGUGGAACCGUGUCAAGUGUUGCCAUGCCCCGAAAAGGCUCCAGAUGCUCCUAAAGGUGGAUGGAAAUGGGAGAGCUCGGAAACGAGUAAAUACAAAUGCCCCAAUGGGCAUAUUUUCCUAUCGGGCGAGGAGUUCUCGUAUUCAAAUUGCACUUCUAUCCGCAAAUGGCAUCCUAAAAAGGUUCAAGAUUGCGUCCCUCGACAUUGUUCCGCCUCUAAUCCAGCAGUGCCCUUUAGUGGUAUGGAAAUGGAUUGGCCCCAUCAAAGCUCUCAACUUAACACUACCAUCAUUUACACGUGUCCUCCGUACACACUCACGUGGAAAUUGAAUCGGACAGUCCAACACGUGAGCUGCAUUUGGAACAACAACACUGACCUUAUGACGUGGCAUCCAUCGGAUAUCGAUCCUUGCAAUCGUAAGUUAGACAUGCUUGGCUUCAACUUUGCACACUUGACUAAUGCAAAUUAA